This is a messenger RNA of Cyanidioschyzon merolae strain 10D, 1722 nucleotides long. Its product is annotated as chaperonin containing TCP1, subunit 1. The record is from RefSeq and is a predicted model, not a curated record. NCBI's taxonomy places the organism in Eukaryota, Rhodophyta, Bangiophyceae, Cyanidiales, Cyanidiaceae. Gene Ontology annotation, cellular component: chaperonin-containing T-complex. The coding region runs from base 1 to 1722 and encodes 573 amino acids. Gene Ontology annotation, biological process: protein folding. The transcript has a single exon. Gene Ontology annotation, molecular function: ATP-dependent protein folding chaperone; ATP hydrolysis activity; ATP binding.
AUGUCGACGCUUGUGCUGGAUGGACAACGGACUUCUGGACGGGACGUUCGCACACAGAAUGUAAACGCUUGCCAGGCAGUGGCGAACGUUAUAAAAUCGUCGCUGGGCCCAGUCGGCCUCGAUAAGAUGCUCGUCAGCGAGAUCGGUGACGUUACGGUGACGAAUGACGGCGCAACGAUUUUGAGCCUACUUGAAGUGAAGCAUCCUGCUGCAAAGGUACUUGUCGAUCUCGCCAAGCAGCAAGAUGAGGAGGUUGGUGACGGAACGACGACUGUCGUCGUGCUUGCUGCAGAGCUUCUGAAGCGAGGUAACGAACUCGUGAAAGCGGGUGUGCACCCGACUUCAAUCAUAGCCGGAUACAAGCUCGCUGUGCGUGAAGCUUGCCGGUACAUACGUGAUCGGCUCGCUGUCCCGGUAGAUCGUCUCGGAAGAGAGUGUCUUGUGAACGCUGCGAAGACCUCGCUCCAGAGCAAGGUACUCGGCGGCGAGGUCAUUGAGCACUUUGCUGGACUGGCAGUCGAUGCCGUCAUGGCGGUGAAAACCCGACGCGACGACGGCGCGAACGCACAUCGCUACCCGAUCCAGUCCAUCAAUAUUUUGAAGAGCCACGGGCGCGGUGUUCGCGAGUCGACGCUACUCGGUGGGUACGGAUUGAAUCUGACGAGAGCCUCGCGCCUCAUGCCGGAGCGCGUCACCAACGCCCGCAUUGCAUGUCUUGAUGUUGAUUUGCGUCGCGCAAAGCUACAAAUGGGAAUUCAGAUUCAGAGCGUGGAUCCGGCGGAGAUCGAGAAGAUGCAGCAGAAAGAGCUGGACAUUACACGGGAUCGCAUCAACAUGAUACUGAAAGCGGGCGCGAACGUGAUUUUGACCACCAAAGGCAUUGAUGACGCUGCCCUGAAAUAUAUCAGCGAUGCGGGUGCGCUUGCCAUUCGACGAGUCGCGCCUGCAGAUUUGAAGCGCAUUGCAAAGUGCACGGGUGCAACGAUCCAAACCGCCUUUGCGGAUCUGACUGGCGAGGAGAGCUUCGACACCUCAGCACUGGGCCAAGCACAGGAAGUUGUCGAGGAAGUAGUCGCGGAUUCGGCCUUCACCUUCAUCCGCGGCUGCCGCGACUUCAAAGCCGCAACCAUACUCCUUCGAGGACCAAAUGAGUUUAUGUUGGAUGAAAUGGAGCGAUCCAUACAUGAUGCGCUCUCAGCGGUUAGGCGAACGCUCGAAUCGAACAUGGUUGUUGCGGGCGGUGGUGCGACGGAAGCAGCGGUUUCCACUUUCCUCGAGAGUUUUGCUGCUGCGCUAGGAUCGAAAGAACAGUUAGCCGUCGCUGAAUUUUCCGAUGCGCUCCUGGUGAUUCCCAAGACGCUGGCGGUCAACGCAGCACUGGAUGCGACAGACCUGGUCGCCAAGCUCCGAGCGGCACACUUUGCCGCUUUCGCCAGCAACGAAGGCACGCCUGCCAUCAACGAUACUGCGUCACGAGAUAACGCUCCAGUAGCAAAUGGUGUCCCUAGCACCGACGCCAUUCAGCGGAACGAGCUCAAGUUCUGCGGACUCGACCUCAUCAAAGGCCGUGUACGCAACAGCUUUACCGCAGGUGUACUCGAGCCUGCCAUGAGCAAAAUCAAGUCCCUGCAGUUCGCAACGGAGGCAGCCAUCACGAUUCUGCGCAUUGAUGAUUCCAUCAAGAUCACCGAAGCCACAGAACCCGAAGAGCCUUCCUACUGA